Galeopterus variegatus (Sunda flying lemur) is the source of this 954-nucleotide messenger RNA. It is a transcript of the gene VSX1, whose product is annotated as visual system homeobox 1. The record is from RefSeq and is a predicted model, not a curated record. Gene Ontology annotation, cellular component: nucleus. Gene Ontology annotation, molecular function: transcription cis-regulatory region binding; DNA-binding transcription factor activity, RNA polymerase II-specific. The coding region runs from base 1 to 954 and encodes 317 amino acids. NCBI's taxonomy places the organism in Eukaryota, Metazoa, Chordata, Mammalia, Dermoptera, Cynocephalidae. The transcript is spliced from 6 exons. Gene Ontology annotation, biological process: regulation of DNA-templated transcription.
AUGACUGGACGAGACGCGCUUUCCGACGGGCGCGCCAGGAGCCAGACGCUGGCGCCCGGCACGUCCCCCACGGGCUCGCGCCCCCGGGGCUUCGCCAUCAUGGACCUGCUGGGCUUGGAAGCCGAACUGCCGGCGCCCGCCCGCCCGGAGCCGGGAUCGGGCUGCGAGGGCCCGACAGCCUUCCUGCCGCCCGGGGGCUCCAAGGCCGCUGCCCCGCAGGCCCCAGGACGCUCGCCGCCCGCCCUGGGCCGCCAGAAGCGCAGCGAGAGCGUCUCCACGUCCGAUGAGGACAGCCCAUCUGAAGACAAAGGUGACCUGAAGGUGUCCCCCACCCUGGGCAAGAGGAAGAAGCGGCGGCACAGGACAGUUUUCACUGCUCACCAGCUGGAAGAGCUGGAGAAGGCAUUCAGCGAGGCCCACUACCCUGACGUGUAUGCCCGGGAAAUGCUGGCUGUGAAAACCGAGCUACCCGAGGACCGAAUACAGGUCUGGUUUCAAAACCGGAGGGCCAAGUGGCGCAAGCGGGAGAAGCGCUGGGGCGGCAGCAGCCUGAUGGCCGAGUACGGGCUGUACGGGGCCAUGGUACGGCACUGCAUCCCGCUGCCCGACUCCGUGCUCAACGCGGCCGAGGGUGGCCUGCUGGGCUCCUGUGCGCCCUGGCUCCUGGGAAUGCAUAAAAAAUCCAUGGGGAUGAUAAGGAAACCAGGAAGUGAAGACAAGUUAGCAGGACUCUGGUGCUCUGACCAGCUCAAAGAAGGUUCUAGCCAGAGUCAGGCAGGACCCCAGAGAGGCUUGGACAAGGCGAGCCCUGUGAAUGGCUUGGAAGACGUGGCUAUCGAUCUCUCCAGCUCUGCCCGGCAGGAGACCAAGAAAGUGCAUCUGGGGGCCAGUGCUCAAGGAAGCUCCAACUCCACCGGCCUGGAGGGGCUCCAGCCAGGGAAGGUGGUAGCCUGA